AAAAAACAAAUUUUGAAGACCCAUGGAUUCCUCGGCAAUGACAACCGACGGCGUUGUGGAAGAGAUAAUGAGGCUGCACAGAUCAUUGCCGCCGCGCCCUGGUAUAGAGGAAGUAGAAGCUGCCGACACUCUGAUCCGAAACGUCGAGAGGGAAGAUCAGUUGAGACUCGACGCAAUUUCGAAGCAGAGGAAGGGUAAAGAUGUCCCCGAAGAAUUGUUCAAGAUUCUGCAGGAGAUUCAGCGCACCAUGAUCUAUUUCCAGAGCAAGGAGCAAAAGAGUGAAGCUCUCAAACUGCUGGAUCUCGAGAGCGUCCACCUGGUGUUCGACGAUUUGAUUCAGAGAGCUCCCAAAUGCUUGCCCGGGUAUUCGGGCCCGGAUGAUUACCCGGAACCCAUUAAACCCUCGUACCCCUCUUCGAACAACAACAGUCUGAGUUCUACUAUGAACACCAUGGCAACUACUGCACCGUUGAAUUCUUCGAGUUUCUAUACCGAGAAGAAGGAGAAUUCGAAGGCUAAAGAUGUCUUUUACGCCAAGGAUGAUUCGUAUGUGAAGAAGACAAAGGCAGCCUUUAAUGUUGACGGUAUGGGUUUCGGUGUUCGGUCCGUAGAUUUUUCGACCGCACCCCAGAUUGUAGAUCCCACUCUUAAACCAGUUCUUGCUUCAGGGCAAGAUGGUGAGAAAGUGAGCUUAAUAAAACUUGCAAGUCUCAUCGAAGUGUCGGCGAAAAAAGGAACACAAAAGCUCAAUCUCCAAGGAAAAUUAUCCGAUCAAAUCGAAUGGCUUCCCGAUUCGAUAGGGAAGCUCUCGAGUUUACUCACAUUGGAUUUAUCCGAAAACAGGAUUGCAGUUCUACCAGAAACUAUAGGUGGGCUCUCCUCAUUACAAACACUGGAUUUACACGCAAACAAAAUCAUCGAACUGCCAGAAUCCAUCGGGAAUAUGCUCAACUUGCUCCAUCUCGAUUUACGAGGAAACCAGCUAAAAUCACUGCCUCCCACAAUCGCUAGGCUAGUUCGUCUCGAAGAGCUCGAUUUAAGCUCUAAUGGGCUCUCGGUUCUGCCCGAGACUAUCGGCUCGUUAGUCAACCUCAAGAAAUUGAACGUCGAAACUAAUGAUAUUGAGGAGAUACCUCACGCGAUUGGUCGGUGCACUUCUCUGGUGGAGCUGCGCGCGGACUAUAACCGCCUCAAAGCCCUGCCCGAGGCAGUGGGGAAGCUCGGGUGUUUGGAGAUUCUUACGGUGCGUUACAACAACAUUAAACAAUUGCCCACUACAAUGGCGUCGCUGUCUAGUUUGAAAGAGCUUGAUAUUAGUUUCAACGAGCUGGAAUCUGUGCCUGAGAGCUUGUGCUUCGCCACCACGCUCGUGAAGAUUAAUAUAAGCAACAAUUUCGCGGACUUGCGAUCUCUGCCGAGGUCAAUUGGGAAUCUUGAGAUGCUUGAGGAGUUGGAUAUGAGCAAUAACCAGAUUAGAAUUCUGCCCGAAUCUUUUAGAAUGCUGACUCAGCUUCGUGUGUUGAAAGUCGAGGGAAACCCUCUGGAGGUGCCCCCGAGAACUGUAAUUGAGAAAGGGCCUCAGGAAAUUGUUCAGUACAUGGCUAAUCUUGCUGCGCAGAAGGACGUAAAGACACAGACGGUCAAGCAGAAGAAGUCGUGGGCGCAGAUAUGCUUUUUUUCGAAAUCCAACAAACGCAAAAGAAGCGGUGGACUUUGCUAAAGCGAAAAGACUGAUAUGGUAAUCGAGCUCGAUGAUUGGAGGGGGAGAGGUUUUUCGAUUUGCCACAUUUUGGGACAUCAACAAAGGAAGCUUUAUGUUCAGAUACGGUUCCGAUCCUUGUUUUAACACAUUAUAGGUUCAUCACAUUUUAUUUUAAUUUUUUGUCAUUUGCUGUAUUUAAUUUUUUUUUCUUUGUUUCGAAACAAAGAUCUAGAAAUGAGCUGUACAUUAUGUACAACCGGCAUGAACAGAAAAGGGAAAGAUGUAAUUUUUACCACUUAUUCUGUUGUGAAACUUAAUUCACUAUGUUGUAAAAGAAUGAAACACUUAUUUAUUCUUUGAUUAAAUUAUGUGUAACAAGUCGUCGAACCUCCUAGGGUCUCGUUUGGUUACAGCAAUAAAAAUUAGCCGAACGGGGAUUAUCCAAUCUUGUUACGACCUAGUUGUAUAGUUGGACUAUGGAAGGGUCCGGUAGACGGUAUCUUGACAACCAAACGAAGCCUUCUAGAGUUACGUUGUUUUUAGUGUGUCUGUGAGAUUAUCGGUUCCCGUAUUUUAUGCUAUCUGAUCUAUACUUA
This is a messenger RNA of Erythranthe guttata (spotted monkey flower), 2298 nucleotides long. The record is from RefSeq and is a predicted model, not a curated record. NCBI's taxonomy places the organism in Eukaryota, Viridiplantae, Streptophyta, Magnoliopsida, Lamiales, Phrymaceae.